Molecule: messenger RNA, 3703 nt
Organism: Exophiala dermatitidis NIH/UT8656
Lineage: Eukaryota; Fungi; Ascomycota; Eurotiomycetes; Chaetothyriales; Herpotrichiellaceae
Product: MFS transporter, DHA1 family, multidrug resistance protein
Exons: 5
Coding region: 1787-3514 (575 amino acids)
Biological process (GO): xenobiotic detoxification by transmembrane export across the plasma membrane
Molecular function (GO): fluconazole transmembrane transporter activity
Source: RefSeq, a predicted model, not a curated record
GCCAGUCCUCGUCCUAGCGGAUGGCAUCGCAGGAACUAUCCUAUCCUAUGUGCGUACCUUGGUAGGUACGCAAAUCACAGUACUUGUGCCCGAAUUGCCAUUGCCAUCGCAGUCGGCGCACGAACCUGUCACAACGGAUACGAAGCCUCCUUUCCAACUUAUCAUGGGUACAUUCUUAAGGCAAGUGGACGUCGACAUUGCGACGGAGUAUAUAUUGUAUCGACCAGCACCUGUCAAAUUGUCAAUUGUGAUAGGUUCAACCACAUUCAAUACAUGUAUUAUAUACCAGCUACCAGGUACUACCCGCUGAAAAGGAGAAAUCAAUCAUCCAGCCACUAUACCACCCUUGGCCAACAUGCCACUGCCACACAAUCCACAGCUCACAAAGCCGAAAGAAAAUCCAGCACUACGCUACGUUGAAUUCAUAACCCCGGCAGACCAAAGCAGGGCAAAGCAGAGAAAGGACACCAACUCCAAUAUCGUAGCUACACGGUCCAGACUCCAGUGCAAAUCCUAUCAAUUCCUCCGGUCCGGCUAUAUUGCCAUUAAAGGCAUCUACACGCUGUGCCGCGUCAAGUUGAGUUGAGUUGAGCUGAGCUGAGCCAACAACGACCGAACGAACACCAGCGGUAAACGAACGGCCGGGGCGAGCGCGCGCAAAAAGACUACUCACUCAUGAAAUUCUCCGAGCUUGAAUACAACGCAAAUGCUAGUACCAAUCAUCCGUACGUCGGUCAGGUCAGCAGCGCAAUUCCAGUGGACAAGAGUCCAGGACGGACGGGAAGUACUAAGCAAACAACAAACAAUCAGCAAACACGAUUCAGCCCGUACAUACUACCAGAGCUUCACCCUCGCUCUCACACUCUUCGGGAGUGCCCAGGCCAUGCAAUGCCAUGCCAGACCAGUCUACGCUGGGAAACACGUCCGUUGCUGACGCCGUUGCGGUUGCGGCCCAAGUUGGAUUGAUGAAGCGCAGUGACAGGUCUCCCAGAAGUGGUUUUUGAUUCAUCGUACGAGCCGUGCCGUGCCGUGUUUGCGCAAGCCACAAACUUCGAUUUCAAGUUGGAGCAAUCAAUAAGUACUACAAAAUAUCGAUUUGAAACUAUUCCCUCGCUUCCAAUCAUGGACAUUUUCAUGAUUCGCAUCUCUUCAGGUCGCACCGGCCAUCAGCAAGCAUCAUCGGUCAGCAUCCAUCACAUCGUUCGUGGCUGAAAAUCACUGCAAGCGCUCCGGUCCGUACUGUACCAUGCGUAGAUCAGCCGGCCCCUAGCCUAAUCCGCCCGGUCCAUGCGAUGCCCCCAUGCGAUAUGGCAUGGCAUGGCAUGAAAUCCGAUCUGGUUCAACGGUCGGCCCACAGUGCCAAUGAUACCACUGGCAGUGACACCACUCCACAUACUGGCAGGCCACGUUUGUUCUGAUCUGUCCCGUCCUGUCCUUCUUCUGUACGUUCUACCGGCUGAAGCGUCGAUAAAUAAAUAUAUAGUGGUAUCGUAUCACAAUCAAUUCAACUGGUGUGGCCAGGGCAGGCCAAAGCACCUCACUUGCGCUCUGUGGCUGUCGCUGCGCUUGCUAGAUCCAAUAAAUAGGUUUCAUCCAGCCUCGUGCCAUGCGCCCGCCUCGCUUCCAAGCAUCCGGAGACAAAAGGUCGUUCUCGUUCCCGUGUUUUGCAAAGCCUCGCUUUGUUCUGGAUGGGGGCAAGCCCCUCUCUAUCUUGCUUGGCUCCCCCUAGAUGCAGAUAAAAUAGUCUGCACCACCUCAUUCUGCCUGCUGUACCUCGACUUCAAAGAUGUUCCAAUUCCUCUUCUCCAUCGCAUGUGCAGUCCUGCGAAUGAACACAUUCCUCCGAGACACGCCAGCGGGCCAAUUCCUACGUCUUAUCGGGUUCAAGGAAUGGCUCGCCUACCCAGAAGAACUCCCCGGGUUCGAACCGACCAGCAUGCCCGUCGUCGUGUCGGAAGAAACAGCAGAGUCAGACACUCCGGGAGUGUUGAACUUGCCAGCCGAACACGAAAUUGACCCCGACCUGGAAAAAGUGCACUCCAAGACCUCGAUCUCAUUGACUCUAGACCAGACAGCCGCCACGCGGCGACUGUCGCAGGACGGCCUGUCCGAGGCCAUUGUGGUAUCCUUCACCGAGAAUGACAGCGACAACCCGCGGAACUGGUCGACCGCAAAGAAAAAUUGGACUCUGGUCGUGAUCAACCUGUACACUUUUGUCGUGUACUGUACGGCCUCUAUCAUCACGCCGACGGCCGGGUUCAUCAUGAACCGGUUUGGGGUUUCCAUUGUCGUGGCAAGUCUGGGGCUUUCCAUGUACGUUGUUGGAUACGGCGUUGGCCCAAUGUUCUUCUCACCCAUCAGCGAGAUCCCUCGCAUCGGCCGCAACCCGCCGUACCUGUACAGCUUCAUCGUCUUCUUCGGCAUGUCCAUCGCAUUGGCGUUUGUCGACAAUUUCCCGGGCUUGAUCGUCUUGCGCUUUCUGCAAGGUCUGUUCGGCAGUCCAUGCCUUGCCAGUGGCGCCGCCUCCUUCGACGACAUUUAUGACAUGUACAGUGCACCAUAUGGCUACAUCUGGUGGGUGGCCAGCAUGUACUGCGGUCCUGCGUUCGGUCCACUGUUGGCCGGGUACGCCGUUGCCGACAAUUGGCGUUGGCCACUGUACGAAGUGGUCAUCAUGGCUGGCAUUGUGUUGGUCUUGCUGCCUCUCCUGCCGGAGACAUCGCCGACGACGAUCCUGCUUAACCGUGCCCGACGUCUGCGCCAGGCCACCGGUAACAAGGCGUACCUGGCUCCGUCCGAACUCAACCCCAGGCCAUUCACCCACGUGUUGAAGGAGGCUCUCGAAAAGCCGGGCGAGAUCACCGUCAAAGAUCCCGCCAUCGCAUAUGCCUGUGUGUAUGGUGCCAUCGUCUAUGCCACUUACUAUUCCUUCUUCGAGGCCUUCCCGUUGGUCUACCUGGGCACAUAUAAAAUGUCCCAGGGGGCGCUCGGGUUGAUCUUCACAAACAUCACAGUCGGCUGCUUGAUUGGCUUGAUCGCAUACUGGCUCUAUCUCCGGUACCAUUUCAUUCCUCGCGCGAAGCAGUACCAUCAACGCCAUGGCGAACCUGUACCGCAGGAGCAAUGGUUACGACCUGGUCUUCUGGGAGUAUGGGGCCCACCUGCGGGAUUAUUUCUGUUCGCCUGGACCGCUCGUGCCGAUAUUCACUGGAUAGCCCCCACCGCCGGCAUUGCGAUUUUCGCCGCAACGAGUUUCUGGGUCUUUCAGAGCCUCAUUUGCUACAUCCCGCUGACGUAUCCAAAAUACGUCGCCUCGCUCUUUGCUGCCAACGACCUCAGUCGGUCGACCUUGGCCGCUGCAUUUGUCCAAGUCACACACCAGAUGUAUGUCAAUCUUGGUAUUGAUCGUGGCGUCACCCUUGUAGGCGGCCUGUCAUGCAUUGGUGUUGUCGGCAUGUACGGUCUGUACUAUUACGGGGCGUCUCUGAGAGCGAGGAGCAAGUUCACCGGGUAAUGCAGGCCGGUCAUUGCACAAAUUCCACUUAGUGCUUGUAAUAUUAUCUGCGAUGGAGGCGUUCUGGUGUUGAAGGUGAAGAGACUCUGGCGGGAUGGCGUUGUGAUGACCAUGUGCUUGAUGUUCCUCAUGGUAGCAGGAGAUGCUUCUUUGAUAGUUCCAAUCAAUCUUUAGAAACCCUUUGCGAAG